Cloeon dipterum is the source of this 981-nucleotide messenger RNA. RefSeq names its product receptor-interacting serine/threonine-protein kinase 4-like. Bases 1 to 981 code for a protein of 326 amino acids. Gene Ontology annotation, cellular component: ciliary inversin compartment. Gene Ontology annotation, biological process: protein localization to ciliary inversin compartment. The record is from RefSeq and is a predicted model, not a curated record. The transcript has a single exon. NCBI's taxonomy places the organism in Eukaryota, Metazoa, Arthropoda, Insecta, Ephemeroptera, Baetidae. Gene Ontology annotation, molecular function: protein binding.
AUGGAAAUCGAGGCGAAGGAGCACACGAAUUUGAUGCUGAAGGAACUGGCCGAGUUGAACCAAAAGUUGUCCGUGGGAGCAAACGACCUGAUGAAGUCGGCCCUGUACAGCAAUUUGGAGUGCUGCGAGAGACUGGUGGCGAAGCGGCACAACAUCAAAGCCAAGACGGAGCCUCACGGGGCCACCGUGUUGCACUUUGUCGCGUUGAACUUUGAGCACGGAGUGGAACUGGCCCAUUUCUUCAUUUCCGAAGGCUUGGAUGCGACCACGCUGGACGUGGACGGCGAGACGCCGAUCGACUACGCCAUCAGGGCCGUCAACCUGAGGGUUGCCGUGGAGAUGCUCAAGGCCCAGAACCUCGGCUACAACCUGCUCGACUACUGCGUGAUGCGGAACAACCUGGAGUUCGCGGAAAAGGUGCACAGGCACAUGCCAGGACUAAUCAACGAAUUCAACUUCGACGGGAGGAACGCUCUGCACGUGGCGGCGCAGGUUGCCGACGAGGAUAUGUGCAUGUGGCUGAUCGUGGAGGGGGGCGUCGACGCCAGGCGUUUGUGCAGGGACAAGAUGUGCACCAGCCUGCACUACACCAGCUACAACACCAAGCACGGCACCGUCCUGGCCGAUUUGUUCAUUUCCGCCGGCUGUGACGUGAACCAGGCGGACAAAAACGGCUGGACGCCCCUCUGCUACGCCCUCAUGGCCGAGAACUUCAGUGUGGCCAAGAUGCUCGUGGACCGUGGAGCCAAGGUGCGUGUCAAUAUUAACCAAGCAGAUCUGAUGCAAGUGUGUGCUGUGGCGAAGAAACUAAACAGCGCCAAAUAUUUGCACUCUGUCGACAGUUAUCUGAUUGACAGAGCGAUUAAACAUGCUUCAAACAAUGGACGCACUGAAAUCCGUCAAUGGCUGCUGGAGCAGUACAACAACAUUACUGAUCAUGUGCAAAAAUUCACAUGCGAUGAAUGUCCUUACGAAUCGUGA